CGGGGCUUCAAACUUUGCGCUUUUGUCUCAAACUUUGCUGAAAGUUUGAAGAAAACAGAGCGGAGGCGCGUGAGUGUUCGUGGGUGAGUGAGUGAGUGUGUGUGUCGGUGUGUGUGUGUGUUUGUGUUUACCCCCCGCGGCGGUGUGUUUGUUUCGGGACCCCCUCCCCCUCCCCCUCCCCCUCCGUCCAGCCGAACCGCCGACCCGCUCCGCUCUGCAGGCCGCCGCUCCGAGCACCUCCGGCGGCCUGCGAGGCGGCCGCGCCCCGCUGAGGAGCCCCGGAGGGUGAGACGGAGGGUGAGACGGAGGGUGAGACAGAGAGUGAGACAGAGAGUGAGACAGAGCAGGAGGAGCUGGAAGCCUCCCCCUCUCCCCCUCUCCCCCUCUCCUCUUCUCCUCCUCGGAUUCUUCACUUCUUCUGCUCCCAUGUGGCGCGCGCGGCCGGCCGGGAGCGAGCCCAGGUGACGUCACCGAUCCCCGGUCGAUCGAAGUGAUCGGAGGACCGAAUGGAGGCCCGCCGCGGUCCGCGGCCCCCCCCGGGCCGCCCGGGCCCCGUGCGCCGGGCCUCCUCCUCCUCCUGCGGGCUCCACCUCCUCCACCUCCUCCUCCUCCACCCGCUGCUGCUGCUGCUGCUCUGCUGCUGCUGCUGCUGCCGGGCUGAUGAAGAGGUUCUGAUGAACACCAAGCUGGAGACGUCGGACCUGCGCUGGACCAACCACCCGGCUGAAGACCCUCAGUGGGACGAGGUGAGCGGUGUGGACGACGAGCAGAACAGCGUGAGAACCUAUGAGAUCUGCACCCCCGGCAGCCCGGCCUCCUAUUGGCUGAGAACCCGCUGGAUCCCCCGCCGCGCCGCCAGCACGCUCUACGUGGAGAUCCAGUUCUCCAUGAUGGAGUGUUCCGGGCUGAACCAGCGCCACUGUAAGGAGACGUUCACGGUGUUCUACUACGAGGCGGAGCGGGACGAGGCCACGCCCACCCGGCCGGCCUGGAUGGAGAACCCGUACACCAAGCUGUCCACGGUGGCGGCGGAGCACCUGCGGCAGCGCGGCGGCGAGCGGCGCUCCAACCUCAAGCUGCUGCGGCUGGAGGCGCGGCGGGGGGCGGGGCCGGGGGCGGGGCUCUACCUGGCCUUCCAGAGCCAGGGCGCCUGCAUGGCGCUGCUCGCCGUGCGCGUCUUCUACAGGAAGUGUCCGCCGCUGCGCCGCGCCUUCGCCGCCUUCCCCGAGACCGUGCCGCACGCCCUGGUGGAGCAGGCUCAGGGUGUGUGUGUGGAGAACGCCGUCACGCCGCCUGGCGAGCAGUCCCAGCCUCCCAGAAUGCUUUGUGGCGAGGACGGUCAGUGGGUGGGGCUUCCGUCGUCCAGCUGUGCCUGUCGCCCCGGAUACGAGGCGGGCGAGAGCGACGUGCGCUGCAGAGAACUUUCCAUUUCCUGUCCGAGCCGAGGCCACUUCCUGUCUGUUGUCAGUGUGAGGCUCCGCCUCUUUCCGGACGGGAGAACCUCAGGGUUCAGAGCGAGGUUCAGAAG
This is a messenger RNA of Salarias fasciatus (jewelled blenny), 1528 nucleotides long. Its product is annotated as ephrin type-B receptor 4b-like. The annotation marks the transcript as partial. NCBI's taxonomy places the organism in Eukaryota, Metazoa, Chordata, Actinopteri, Blenniiformes, Blenniidae. Gene Ontology annotation, biological process: axon guidance; ephrin receptor signaling pathway; protein phosphorylation. The record is from RefSeq and is a predicted model, not a curated record. Gene Ontology annotation, molecular function: transmembrane-ephrin receptor activity; protein binding. Gene Ontology annotation, cellular component: dendrite; plasma membrane. The transcript has 6 exons.